AUGAGUCCGUCGCGAAAAGACUGCCGGGUUGCAGGAGGAAGCACGGUCGUGACUUUCUCACCGGUGAUGCUAUGGGAGCUUCUUGACCCGCAAGUUCUACAAGAUGCGCAGAAGCCAUCCACCGGCCCUGACUUUGCUUCUCAGGCCGUCAGCGUGGGAGACGCAAGCAUCCGCAUCACGACACACUUUGCGCACCCGUUAAUGGAGGAGAAGAAUCAGAUGGACCGAUCGUCCCCUCCUGAUGAUAACCUGGCCUCUGCCGACCCGUUUUCACCGCGCUUCCAAGAGUUCGAGCAUAUACCCGUCGACGACUUCUUUCCCUAUCUUACACCGGGUGAAUUGAAUUGGUUUCGCCCGUCCUAG
Messenger RNA from Exophiala xenobiotica, 363 nucleotides. RefSeq lists its product as uncharacterized. The coding region runs from base 1 to 363 and encodes 120 amino acids. The record is from RefSeq and is a predicted model, not a curated record. Lineage: Eukaryota; Fungi; Ascomycota; Eurotiomycetes; Chaetothyriales; Herpotrichiellaceae. The transcript has a single exon.